Molecule: messenger RNA, 1356 nt
Organism: Ceutorhynchus assimilis (cabbage seed weevil)
Lineage: Eukaryota; Metazoa; Arthropoda; Insecta; Coleoptera; Curculionidae
Source: the annotation of a GenBank genome assembly
AUGCCGAAAAAGAAGCCAACCCCCGUUGAAGAGCUUAUCAUUCCACCACAAGACACCCGAAUUUGCGGAACGAUAUGUCUAUGUCAAAUGACAUUAGUGCUCAGCAGUGUGGCGAUAGUGUAUUUGACUGUAGCUAUUUAUGUGCCCUCAACAAGGGCUAUGCAAUCGGGAAUAUCAGAGAGCCCUGUAAUGUGCACCACAGUGCGAGCAGUGACCGUUGAAACUUGCGAUUGGGGUUCUUGUGGCGAGUGGUGCCUUAGCAAAACUUCAGGCUCCUGCAUACAAAUUUACGUCAACCUUAGACGAAACGGGUCCAACCUACUUUUAGCUAAUUGCACUAAUAUCGCUCAGAAGUUCUGCUAUGGCAAAGAUCAGGAGGUGGCCAAGAAAAAUAGGUGCAUCGCGGAUGAAUGCAAAAAUCUUACUGGGACGUUUAAUUGUACCACUGGAACAUGUAUAGAUAUAACCGACUCGUUCGAGUGCGUCUACAAAGAUACUGAUCCCCCUUUAAAGUGUUCUGGGCGUAGGGGAAAAAUUACUUGCAUCGACUUACAUGGAUUAUACAAUUGUAACAGAGGCACAUGCGAGAGGAUUCGCUCUCCUUACAAUUGCGACAGACAGUGUGGUGAUAUUCCAACCCGAAACAAAAACGUCAUAAUGAUGAGCGGGGAUGAGGUGUAUUUAUCUGAAUGUCAACGCUGUAUAGAUUUAGAUACUGGAAAAGAGGUUUGGAAUGAAUCUGAGGAAAAUAUCGUAAUGGCUUCGUGUUUAGACGUAAUGAAUACCAGCCGUGGCUUGGAGGCCACUGAUUGUAUUAAUGGUAGCUUGCUUGCUACCAAUGUAUUGGCUGAUAUGGCGAAUUUCACCUAUUUAAGCUACCUAAGCGUGUUCAAUACAGUAGUACUCGACAAAGAAAGAAAAGUUGCACCACCAGAACCGGAUUUAUUAAUUGCAAACGACAGUAAAUUACUCAUCAAUCUAGAAGGUUGCGUCAAUACAUUGAGAGACGAAUGCAAAGAUUUCUUGAAAAUUUACGGAAAAGAUGGCACAGAUCACAAUGCAAGAGCUAGAUUUCCAUGUUUCUAUUCUACAGAUAAUACUGAUAUCGUAGUAGCUAGGUUCGAUUUGGCUACAACUACCAAGCAAUUUUUAAUAGCUUCUGUCCUGCCUUCUACUCUGUUCGUAAUAUCUUGUCUUACAUUAAUUUUUUGUCAACGGACUGUGGUUGUGGGAGAUGAUGCUAAAAUGCGGUUUCAGGGUUGCACCAAGGGAGAAACAGAAUCGGCAACUGAGAAAGCUGCAUCAAGCAAUAAUAUAAACGAUAGAGGUGGAGGAAAUUCGAUUAUGGCGCUUUGA